AUGCCCGCCUUUUCUCGACUGGUCCGUUUCCUGGCCAAGGACGGAAUCACGUACUACGGCGAUGCCAUUUUGCCUGCUGGUGCCAAGGACAUUUCCAAGGCCAAACAGGCGCGGGUCGUGACAGGUGACAUCUUUGGACAGCACAAUGUCACCGAUAAGGUGGCCGACAUCCGGUUACUACUGGCGCCCCUCGCGCCGGAGCACGUCCGGACGGUGCGGUGUCUGGGCCUGAACUACGCCAACCAUGCCAAGGAGUCCAACAUGGCUAUUCCGACGUACCCCAUCCUCUUUUACAAACCCGCCACGGCCCUGACCGGUCCCUCGGACCCCAUCACCAUACCGCCCAUCGCCCAGACCGGCAGCACGCUCGACUACGAGUGCGAGCUUGUCAUCGUCAUCGGCAAGCAGGCGACAGACGUUUCCGAGGAAGACGCCCUUGACUACGUGCUCGGCUACGCCGUCGGCAACGACGUUUCGCACCGCGACUGGCAGAUCAAGCGCGGCGGCGGUCAGUGGUCUCUUGGCAAGGGAUACGACGGAUGGGCGCCGUGGGGCCCGGGCAUUGUGACGGGCGCCGCCAUUGGCGACGCGCAAAGGUUGCGCAUCUCAACCAAGGUCAACGGGCAGACGGUGCAGAAUCAGACAACGGCGGAUAUGAUCUUUGGCAUUCGAAAGACCAUCUCGCUGCUGAGUCAGGGGACGACGCUCGUGCCGGGUGAUAUCGUUUUCACGGGAACUCCGGAGGGUGUUGGCAUGGGCCGCAAGCCGCAGGUGUGGCUGAAAGAUGGCGAUGUAGUUGAAGUUGGGCUGGAAAAUGUCGGUGUCUGCACGAAUAAGGUUGAAUUUGGACAGGUCAAGACAAAGGCUAAGUUCUAG
Messenger RNA from Verticillium alfalfae VaMs.102, 876 nucleotides. RefSeq names its product fumarylacetoacetate hydrolase domain-containing protein. The record is from RefSeq and is a predicted model, not a curated record. Gene Ontology annotation, molecular function: catalytic activity. Bases 1 to 876 code for a protein of 291 amino acids. Lineage: Eukaryota; Fungi; Ascomycota; Sordariomycetes; Glomerellales; Plectosphaerellaceae. The transcript is spliced from 4 exons.